This is a messenger RNA of Racocetra persica, 401 nucleotides long. Lineage: Eukaryota; Fungi; Glomeromycota; Glomeromycetes; Diversisporales; Gigasporaceae. The record is from the annotation of a GenBank genome assembly.
GUGGUUUGCUUGGGCUUUGGAUGAUGCUUUGGGGCGUUUGGGCUUUGGAUGGUGCUUUGGGCUUUGGAUGGUUCGCUUUAAGCUUUGGGGCUUUGGAUAGUUCGCUUUGGGCUUUAAUGGUGCUUUGGGGCUUUUGGAUGUAUCUUCAUCCUAGUAAUCUGGUCAUUCUCAUUUCUGGAUAUUUGGUUGUCUCUGCUUCCACUUCAGAACACUUGGUCAUCUCUGCCUCCGCUCCAAAACACUUGGUCGCCUCUGUCUCUACUUCAAGACAUCUGGUUGCCUCUAUUUCUGCUCCUGCUCCUGCUCGUGACUCGUUAGAAAAACAAGUUCAACAGCUUGAAAGGCUGUUCUAUGAGCUUGAAAGUUGCGUAAUGGAAUUUGAAAAGCAAAAAAGAAGAAAA